AACAUUCUACGAAUCUAACGCCAUCCAACCACAAUCACUUGCCAGUUACUAUCCAAUCAAGUUGCAGCAAUCUAAAGGGUGUUUUGGUAAUUUCAUCACAUACCAAUUGUAUAAGAAGAAGAGAAGAUCAAAUCACGACUCAUUCCCACAGAUCAAAACAAUGACUUCUCACAGCUGCAUUAUCUCACGCGCCACCGCUGCAUUUGCCCUCCUCUCUCUCCUCUUCUCUGCUGCAUUCCACGACACUCUUGCCGAUUCCUCGUCGGCUAAUUGCAGCAAGAAAUGCAUUGCAGAGCUGUGUGACACGAUGGGAAUCAAAUACGGGAAGUAUUGUGGGGUAGGCUAUUCGGGUUGUCCAGGCGAGAAACCGUGUGAUGAUAUUGAUGCUUGUUGCAUGGCUCAUGACGAUUGUGUUGGCAAAUUCGGAAUGACUCAUGUGAAAUGUCAUAAGAAGUUCAAGAAAUGCCUUAUUAGGGCACAAAAAGCCGGGAAAGUUGGCUUUUCUAAGGAGUGUCCAGUCAGUACCACUGUGCCUACCAUGAUAAGAGGCAUGGACUUAGCUAUCAUGUUGAGCGAUUUGGGUGACAACUUUCAUGAACUGUAAAAACAUUCUAACCCCCUUGAUAUAGGCCAUAUCCCCAUUGUUAAACUUCUCUUGAUUUGAGAAUGUUGAUUUUAAUGAUCCUAUUGUGCUUGGUAAUUAGUUAACCUAUGAUUUUGUUCUAGUUACGAUGUUGUGAUUUAAAUAUUAUUUUUUUGAGAGAAUGUUGUGAUUUAAUUUGUGAUGUCUCAAAAGAAUCCAAUAUUGUUUUUGCACAAGGUUCUGCCAUAUUAUAUUACAUAUUGCUAUCAUAUGCAUAUUCAUGGUUUGAUUAAUGUGGGAGAAUCAGAAUGAGAAGGGAUUGGAUCUGUUAUGCUCGAUGCUCGAUAUCUGUCGUUAUAUUCUUAAUGGGUUGAUAUAGUUCCUGCUAAUCAGAUUAAAACAUGAAGUACUUAUUUGGAUAAGUUCUAAACUUGAUAAUACUUUUAAUUUCUCUUGUUUUGCCUAUAUGCAAUCUUGGUCCACAAAUAAUUGUUUGCUCGAACUUAAUGACUAAAAACUUUUGAACUAAUUCAAUCAUUUUAACCAUUUAUCAUUCAAAAUAUCAAAUUCCAUGGGAGUCAUAAGGUGGUUUGGUAGUUUGGGGGAGCGAUAUUACACAGAAGAGUUUCCUAAAACUCAACGUGGAUGUUCACAUGGCAGUCGGGGGUUAGGGUUGGUCCUGCGAACUGAGUAUGAUAGCUUCAUAGCAAUGGUUUAAACGAUGCAGUCAUGACGGAAGCUUCAAAUAAAAUAUCCUUUUUACACUGAGCAUGUUGCACAGAUGCUUCAAACCUGCCAAGUGCAAAACAGCAUUGAAGCUUUUGCCGCGCAGGUUAGGCAAUCGAAGAGGGAAUUGGUUAAAUUGCCUGUGAAUGGUCAAGAUCAAACUACCAGAACUCAGGUUGAACAUGUGGGGAGGGAGGAGAAGACUAGGCAACAUAUGAGCUUGUUGAGAUAUACUGUGAACUUAUCGCAGCUUGCUUGCCCAUGAUUGUAUCACGAAAGUAUUUUCAAACUCUCGUUAUUUGUUUUCUUUCUCUGUUUUAGUAUAUUGAUGUUACCUGCAUUACUCGCUACUAAGUUAAUGUCACUGAACAUGCCAUCUCUUAAUCGUUUCCUGGCGUGGUUUGCUGCAUCAAUGUAUAAUUCAAUGCUUUUUAUGUCUCUGAGACUGUAUUGUGACUGCGUCAUCUGUUUGUAAAGCAACCAUGACUUUGAUGGUCCGUUUAAAACUGUAGCAUAAUAGUUAAUUAUUUUAGGGGAAUAUCAUCUCUUUUUCUGUGUA
Medicago truncatula (barrel medic) is the source of this 1868-nucleotide messenger RNA. Its product is annotated as probable phospholipase A2 homolog 1. The transcript is spliced from 6 exons. Gene Ontology annotation, molecular function: A2-type glycerophospholipase activity. The record is from RefSeq and is a predicted model, not a curated record. NCBI's taxonomy places the organism in Eukaryota, Viridiplantae, Streptophyta, Magnoliopsida, Fabales, Fabaceae. Bases 161 to 604 code for a protein of 147 amino acids. Gene Ontology annotation, biological process: arachidonate secretion; phospholipid metabolic process.